Messenger RNA from Colletotrichum orchidophilum, 1791 nucleotides. RefSeq lists its product as uncharacterized. Lineage: Eukaryota; Fungi; Ascomycota; Sordariomycetes; Glomerellales; Glomerellaceae. Gene Ontology annotation, biological process: positive regulation of transcription by RNA polymerase II. Bases 1 to 1791 code for a protein of 596 amino acids. The transcript has a single exon. Gene Ontology annotation, molecular function: transcription cis-regulatory region binding; DNA-binding transcription factor activity, RNA polymerase II-specific; zinc ion binding. Gene Ontology annotation, cellular component: nucleus. The record is from RefSeq and is a predicted model, not a curated record.
AUGGAAACAAGCAACGUUCAUAAUGGACCCAUAGGCUCGGGUUUGCUACAGCCCGUCAACAAUGAUGCGGCCCUGCCCGUUCUAACCCCGCGUCCAGCGACCGACAGAUCCCCAGAGCGAUCACGGCAGGAGACCGCUGGUAGCAAACGACGCAAAACGUUCACGGGCUGCUGGACAUGCCGCGAACGUCACGUCAAAUGCGACGAGCAGCGGCCGGCGUGCCUGCGUUGCGUUACUGGCAAGUUUACGUGUCAGGGAUAUGGCACGCGACUGACCUGGCUUUCGCCGACGGAACAAGGAACACCAAGGAGCGGCGGCCGGCGUCGGCCGCGGGCGAAGGCCAGCCUCUCAUCGCAGAAUUUGGCACACUCGCCCGGCCAAUGGACGCCUGAAGCUUUCGAAGUUCCACUGACCGGCUCGUUUCCGGCAUUCCGGUCUUGCGAGCCACGACCUAGGGUUAAAAAUGUCGGGCAAGCUGGCAGAAGCCCUUUGGCGAGGGAGCAGCUGUCUCGAGACGUUCAACUACACGCUCUAGGACCGGAAGUCUUUCAGCAUAGACCUGAUAUUCCGUGGAACUCCUCAUUUAGCGCUUCCAACCAUGGGGGUAUGCCUCCUCUGGGUAGCCCGAUGAGGCCACUGGAAGCACCAUCAUCUCUUGCUCAAGAACGAGAACUCAUCAGCCACUGGGCAACAAAUCUCGCCCACAAACUAGUACCCUUACGCACCCCGGUGAACCCAUUCCUCACCGUCGUAUCGCCCAUGACACUCGAUGGAAGCCGUCUUGCUGGCAAAAAGUCGACCUCCACCGUCGCUCUAUUCCAUGCGGUCUGCGCCAUUUCCGCAGCCCACCAGGCAAACCUCAGGGGUACCCACUCGCACGGCGGCUACACGGAUCUGAUGCUCCGUCACAAACAGCUGAGCUUCCACCACCUCAUGAAAAAUGUGAACCGCCGAGACCACGACGAACGGAUGGCGAGCCUGGCCACCCUCUGCUUGUGGAUUCUCAUCCACUUCGUCACCGGCACCGCGGGCGCCUGGCGCGAGGUCGUCAAGGUGACCCGGGAUCUCCUCGACGACACCGGCAUGAACACUUGGAGGCAGUCAAGCACCGCCAUGUUGACGUAUCAGUCCUUCUCCUCUACAUUUGCCACGAUACACGCCCAGUACCUCGGACGACUAGACUUCCCCGUCCCGAUGGAGACGUAUCUGCCAGAUAUCGAGCUGUCCAAAAGUCAGAUCAUGCCACAGCGAUCACUCGAACUAGUCUCUUCCUUCAAUGCGAAACUCUUGCAGACUCCCAUUCUCGCAGAAGAGUACCUCGACCAGCUCGAAUUCGAAUUCGCCCUCUCUACACCCGAGCCAUCCGUGGAUUACGACACCGGCAACGGGGACUCGGCCAUGGUGCACCACCACCGCUCGUUAUUUUACUACACUUGCCUGCUCUACUUCAAGGGCAACUCCGGGAGACGAGGCCCCGAAGGGGCUGUUCAAGACCUAGUUGCCAGGUGUCUCGACCACAUGGAGCAUCUCGAGUCCCUGCAGAAGAACAGCAGCCCCAAGACGUGGAUCUACGCCGCGGUCUCUUCAGAGGCCGGUACGACAGAGCUGCGAGACAGGGUGAGAUGUUUUUUCUCAAGACGAAAGUCGCUGGGGAUUGCCAGCUGGAAUACGCUGCUCCUCGCGGUCGAAGAGGUCUGGAGACGCCGUGACAUGACAGUCCCCGGGUUUGCACCGGAGCCUUGGACUCGUGUUUUUGCAAGUAUGCCAGAGUUUGACGUAAUAUUGUAUUGA